Myiozetetes cayanensis is the source of this 4560-nucleotide messenger RNA. RefSeq names its product inverted formin-2-like. The transcript is spliced from 14 exons. The coding region runs from base 136 to 2022 and encodes 628 amino acids. The record is from RefSeq and is a predicted model, not a curated record. NCBI's taxonomy places the organism in Eukaryota, Metazoa, Chordata, Aves, Passeriformes, Tyrannidae. Gene Ontology annotation, molecular function: actin binding.
GCAGCGAGGAAACUAUAGAACCCAACUACACCAGCAUAGAGCAGCUGUUUUGCUUUCCACAACCAACCCCCAAGGAGAAGACAGCCGCCCCCGUGAAGGCGGAGCCAAAGGAGCUCCAAUGAAGAGGUGACUGCCAUGAUCCAGAAUGGGGACCGGACCAAAUUCGACGUUGAGGUUCUGAAGCAGUUGCUGAAGCUGCUGCCUGAAAAGCAUGAGAUAGAAAACCUGAAGGCCUUCAAAGAAGAGAAAUCAAAGCUAGCAAAUGCAGAUCAGUUUUAUCUCCUCCUCCUUCAGAUUCCCAGCUACCAGCUGCGCAUUGAGUGUAUGCUGAUCUGUGAAGAGACCACUGUCGUGCUGGACAUGAUUCAGCCCAAAGCUGAAGCCAUCAGGAGAGCCUGCGAAGAUCUUCUGACCAGUCAUCGCCUGCCGCUCUUUUGCCAACUGAUUCUCAAAGUUGGAAACUUCCUGAACUACGGAAGUCACACAGGCGAUGCUGACGGGUUUAAGAUCAGCACUUUGCUCAAACUAACAGAAACCAAAGCAAACCAGACCCGCAUUACGCUGCUCCACCAUAUUCUAGAGGAAGUAGAAAACAGCCACAAGGACCUACUGGAACUGCCAAAGGAUCUUGAAUAUGUUUCAAAAGCAGCAGGAAUUAAUCUUGAUAUCAUACGCACGGAGUCCGGUACCAAUUUAAAGAAGUUGCUGGAGCUUCAGCGGAAAGUCUUAUCAUCAAAUGAUGAUGUGAAACAACAGUACGAGAAACCAAUCCAGGAUAGCAUUGAUGCCUCCAAAAAGCUGGAAGAAGAAUUUGAAACCAUUGAAAGGAAGAGAGAAGAACUUGCAAAUUACCUCUGUGAAGACCCAAGCAAGUUGUCCUUAGAGGACAUAUUUAGCAUCAUGAAGACCUUCAGAGAUCUCUUCAUCCGAGCCCUGAAGGAAAACAAGGACAGAAAGGAGCAAGCUGCCAAAGCAGAGAAGAGGAAAAAACAGCUGGAAGAGGAAGAGGGGAAGAGACAAAAGGGAGAAAAUGGAAAAGUCAUUAAGAAGGGUUUGGGGAAGCAGGACGAGGUGUGUGUCAUCGAUGCACUGCUAGCCGACAUCAGGAAAGGGUUCACACUGAGAAAGACAAAGAACAGACAUGAGUCAGAUGCAAUUCCUAAACCCUUGUCUGAGGAGAGCCCGGAGGAAAGCCAGUCUGGAAAGAGCAUUAAGGAUCCACAAGCAACAGGGAAGCAGAUGAAUGAUCAGACCAAGCAAAACAAGAAUGGCCAUCCCUCAGAAAGCACUCCCCCCUCAGCCACUGCCCUGAUGGAGAUGGAUGGAGGUGUUACAGAUGCUUCAGCUUCAAACCAGGUGUUACCUAAAAACAACACUGGAGGAAGUUUGCCGUUGGAGUCCCAGACCGAAAGCCCGUCCGUGAGAUUGGUGGAAGCUGAUGGGGCUGGUCAGCUUGUGCCUGGCACUGGGACGGAGCAGACAGACAACUGGGCAAGCCUCCAGCCGAGCACAGAGGGCAGCUCCAUUACCUUCUCUUUGGCUGACACAGGCACGAGGAUAAGCUUUGUGAGCAGCAGUUCAGCCACUGCUCUGAGAGACCAGCUCAGCUGGACUAAUGGGUCCCUCUCAGAAGGCCAGGACAAGGAAUGCCCAGCUGAUGGCUCAGAGAGCUACAGGCUGGCACAGGAGCCAGAACCCCAGCUGAGCAAGACCGGGACGGACCCCGGCAGCGCUCCCUGCAGUGAGGCUCAUCAGGCAGAGUCAAAAGAGAUGACAAAGGAAAACGAAGACCCUGGUACAGACUCGCUGUUGGACACCUCUCAGGAGAAGUCCUUCUCAGAGGAGCCAGCCACUGACUCCUCUUGUUCAGCAACACUUCCCCCAGAGCAAACUCACACCGACAGGGAAAAGCAGAGGCCACCUGGGAAACGAAAGAAGAAGAAGAGGCACAGCAAAAGCUACUCAGAGGUUGAGAGUGAUACUGGAGAUAAUAAAACAAAAAAAGGUUGUGUGACACAAUGAGGUGUCACAGCAAGGCAGAAGGUAUAAGAGAGACCAAGUGAACCACUCUCAUGUCCCUGGAGCACUGCCAGCUUGCCAGAAACCAGGUUCUGCAUCGAUGAAAUGCCACCACGGACACCUUCUGCCCCGCCUAGAUGCACCACUUCUCCUCCUGCAGCCUUUCUCUCCCCUCCUGAGGACCUAAAGAGCCUCCCCAGAGACCUUGGACCCCUCAGCCCGUGCCUAACACCAGGCACCUGGGAAAUGGGGGAUGGUUCUGCAUAUGGCAGCAGUGAAAGGGUCAGACCUUUUAUUCACCAUCGUGGAAGCCGAGUCUUUUAACCUGCUCUUAAGCCAAACUCCUCUUGAAAUGACAGCUGAGUGUGGCCUAAGAAUGGACUACAGUGUUUAGCCCUCAGAGAAACGUUAAAAAUAGCAGUGCCUCAACUAAAUUAAGGGUAUAAAUUAAGCAGUGGCUGUACCACCACAGGUGGAAGUGUGUUAACUCCCUCUUCUCAUCACCCACUGACAAUUUAUAUUGGAUCAGGUCCAAGACCCAGAUCAGACAAAUGUAUUUUUACUCUCAGUCAUUUAAAGCAAGGGAAAUCAGUUACAGGGAGGGGAAAAAAAAAGUAAAAUAAAAAAAAAGAUAUAUUUUAGUAGGCAUAUGGCCAUAUAAACAGUGUGUGGUUCCUACAUAAUGCUUAUGUGCAAUUAAGUUGAAGCACGUCAGUAGUCUUAAGUAGUCUCGUCACACACACUGAAGUGUCCAUCAACUUUUGGAGAACCAGGGCCCUAGUUCCUCUUAUUAAAGCAACAGGAAGAGGUUUUCCAGAGUGCUCUGCUGGACACAUUUUCAGCUUAUCCUUUAGUAAAUCUCUGGGUUUGACUUCUUUUGUCAGCUGCUUGCACUCAAGAGUCUACAUCCAAGCUGCAGAAUGUUUUGAGUCAUGUUACUUUGGCUUUAAAACUGGGACUGUGCAGUAUUGUGUUUUCAAAAUACAGAGCUUUAUUUCUCGAGUUUUGUAAUAACACUGUAUCAUAGUUUUGUACAUAUCUGUCCAUUUUAAAAGAUCUAUGUUUGUUGAAUCUAUAGUGUGAUACUGUGCUGAAACAUGAAUCAAGUGGAAGAGCUCGGUACAUUUCAGAACUAUUCUUUUAUAUUGCAACUCACUGUGGCUAGACUAAUGUGCAGGCUAAAGCUUAUUUUGCUUUGCUUAAUAGGACUUGUAACGUCCUUGUAACACUGGAAACUUAGAAAUGAAACUAAGAAUUAAAUCACUGAUUUGCUUUAACCAAAGCAUCGCUAUGAGCAUAUUGAGAACCGGUCAACAAAAGCAGAGAUGAGUUGAGAGCAAACAUGUGGGCAGAUUCAGUGCAGGAGACCCUGCAGAGCAGCACAGCCCCAUUGCAGCAGAAAGCUCAUUCCUGCUGGAAGAAACAGGCAUACCCCCACCAUUCCCUGCAGAACCAUGUCACUCUCUCCAGGUUUGACUUGCAGGACUGUCUCCAUCACAUUUACAGGUUUUCCCUUUUCUCCCCUCUUUUCCAGUCUCAGAGCACAUCACCCAAGCAUCAUCUUUUUGCUCUUCAGUCUAGCUCCUCUGCUCUUGGACUAGACCCCAGGCUACAAAAAUCUGAGUAUGAGAUGCAUUUUCCCAGCAGCUUUGCAACCUCCAGGUUUCCAGCAAGAGCCUGCAGCCCAGGCUGGCAGUGCACAGCCAGCUUCCUCCUCACCACCCCACUGGCUUAUUAACAGGAACAACAUCAUUUGGAGGUGCAGGACUGGGGAACAAACAGGUUUUUUGUCUAACAAACAGGUUUUUUAGUCUGUGUAACAACACAGGUUUUCUGUGUUACCUAGGGAACCUUGCCUGCUCAUGACCCACAAGCUGCUUGCUUCAGAUGCUGCAGCAUGUGUCCAUUUCUACACCUGGGUCUUUCAGCUUCCCCCAUUUCCACCCAGAGAGAGCAGCUCAUUUCCACAGAGAGAAGUUUUUUUUCUCUAUGUUCUUACCUUGGCCUUCAAAGAGAGUGUUUGGCAUUAUCUUCCCACUGCCUUUAAGAGUUUACAGAGAAAUGGGUAAUUUUGAGCCACUGGAGGCUCUUUGUUUAACAGUCAUCUGUGAAAACUAUAUUAUCUAUUCAGUCACAUCCCAAUAAGCAGACUCAAGCACAGCAUUUAUAAUUUAUUACUCCAGAGCAGCUCUGCUUCCAUUACAGUGGUUAUUCAAGAAGAGCAGGGAAACAGAAUCAGAGCAGGUCAAAGACUGAUGCUGAACUGAGAUGUGCAGUUUUACUCCCUUUGUGACAUUGAAAUAAAGCUCAUAAUCCUGAAGAUUUUUCAGUGGUUGCAAGGCCAAAUUAAUUGCCAGUAAAAGAAAAAUCACUCAUAACUACUUUGACAAGACUGUGGUCAUUUAAGCUAACGGUGAGUUUGGACCUCAAAAAGAAUUCUUGUGGUAUAUUACAGCAACUGCACAUGGACUCCAGUAUGUAAACCAGGCUGUGAUCACCACAAGUUUCUUGCUGCCAAAUAAAUGCAUAUUCCUUAAUUAA